Molecule: messenger RNA, 2330 nt
Organism: Nicotiana attenuata
Lineage: Eukaryota; Viridiplantae; Streptophyta; Magnoliopsida; Solanales; Solanaceae
Exons: 11
Coding region: 404-1825 (473 amino acids)
Source: RefSeq, a predicted model, not a curated record
UCUUAAAAAACCCUAAAGCACCAAUUCGACCUUAGCUUAAAUCCUUCGGUCAGCUCCAUUUCUCCAAACCUCCAACCUCCAACCUCCAGUCCACUAUCCACAGACGCUCUCCAAUCUCCAUUCCAGUUUCCAGUAUGAGAUAAGUUUCUUUGUCCACGAUUAACCAAGGCGACAAAUUGAGAAAAAUCUCCUUUUCUUUUGUUCCGUUGAGCUCAACUUCCUGAGAAUAUAUCUCUCUGUAUUUUUAUUCUAAAACAAGGGAAGAUUCGCUAUUGAUUAAAAAGAUAAUCAGUGAUGCUCAGCCAUUAGCCAACCAGGGCACAGGUUGUCAUGGUGACAGAGGACUAGUUAAAGUAUUCGAGCCCUAGCAAUUAGCAAAGAGAAGAUCUAAACCAGGGGAAGGAUGUCAAAGACUCUCAAAGUUCUCAUUGAGGACCUGCUUCUAUUAUCAGAGCCAAUAAGAGAAUCACUCUCCAAGGCAUGCUAUACUCCUCCAGAGGGUUCCAAUACCUCUGUCAAAUCCAUGCUAGUGUCCCUUCUACCUUAUAGCAACUCACUUUCCAACUCAGAACUCUCGGAAACUGAAAUACACAGCAAAAUAACGGAUUUUAGCUUAUGUUGUGCUGCAUUGGCUUCUACCUCAGAAUCCACUCACAAUCAGCUCUCUUGGGUUCCCAAUUUGCUAUCUAUAGCUGCGGCCUCUGCCUUCAAAGACCUAUCUAUAGCUUACGCUAGAAAAGUUGGUGGGAAUGAGUUAAUGAAAAUUGGCGAGCUGGAUGGGGAUUUGAAGUCUCUGCCAAAUGAGAAGAAGUUGGCCAUACAGUUAAUGCCUCAACUGUUGCCUUUGCUAAAAGACAAGAUUAAGGAGAGCACGAUAGAUAAAUCAAUUGAUGGUGAUGAGAUAUCAGCUGCAAGCGCUAGAGUUCCAGUGGCAUACGCCAUUGUUGCAGCUUAUCAGUUUAGAUGGUUCAUUUCUCAGGUGGAUUAUCCUCACCUAGGAAAAGUGUGCUCUUUGGUGAUUCCAUGUGCCUUAACAGCUCUUGAUCACUGGUCAUCUGAAGUAAAGGGACAGGGCAUGGUUAGCUUAAUACAUCUGGCAAAAAAUGUCAAUGCUGCUGAGAUUGGUUGCUAUGAAGAUGUAAUUCUUGAUGCUUGUUGCCAAAAUAUUGCUUCCGAUGAUGACAUAUGGGAGCGUGUGGUUCAAAUGUCUGUACUUAUGGUGACUUUCACCCAGAAAAGUAAUCCUCGAAGCAUAUGUUUAAUAAAAGACUUCACCUAUCAAAAAAAAACUUGGAUGGAGGGACUACGCGAGUCGAAAUGGAAAAUUGUAAAUCCUGAUAUUUUGUAUGAAAAAAUGUUGAAUGAGAUGUUGAGCCACUUGGAAAGGCAACCAAGAAACAAGGAGCGUCGUAUUGCAUGGCUACAGCAUAUUGAGCCACUGUUCAAUGGUCUUGGUCUUGUGCUGCUAGCUCAUUUCAGGCGUCUUUUUCCCCUUUUCUUCAAGUGGAUGCAUGCGGAUGAUGACAGAACUGUUCUACUGGUUCUAGAACGGAUCAAAACAGUUGUAAAGUUGACAUGGAUAAGGAAUUCGCCACACAUUGAAAGAUUGGUGGAUGAGCUUGUUAGUCUAUACAAGGAGGCAGCACUGAAAAUUGCUCGUGACGAAAUCAGAAAACUUGUUCUUCAGACUAUAAUUUUGAUGCAUCAAUCCAAGGGCUCGCAGUUCAAAGCUGCUUGGGACAAGCACAAGGAUGAUCCUGACUUGACAGUUUUCCAUCAUUCCUUUAGUGAACAACAGCUUGCAAUGGGAGCUGUUAAUGGUUAGUUGGCUUGCUGGACUUGAAUACAUACUUGGCCUUUUGAGUUGCUGAGGAGACAUUUUGGAGAAGUAUACAUUUAGUUCUUGCAUCAGUUUCGUGCUCUACAUAACUUGUUACUACUCCCCCGUUAUCUCUUCAUUCCGACAUAGAGUGGAGGGAAAUGGAGAAUUGUUUUUCACUUCACAAAUGGGUAGAAACAAUUGUCUGUUGGGGGUCACAAUUGCCAUUCUAUGCAUUUACAGGUCGUUCAAUGAAGAGCUUGUUAUGCUUUUCAACUAAGUGAUUGGCAUCCAUGUAAAUAGUUAGUUGUCUAUGGGCGCAUAUUUUCAUGUUUAGUUGUCUAUCGGCACAUACUUUCAAGUUUUAGUUAUGUAGUCACAAUUCAGUAAUCCAUAUUGAGAUGUAGUUAUUGUGAUUUUUCAUGUACUUUAAGCUUAUUUUGCUGUAAUGUACAGUAAAUAUUCUAUCUUGUCAUGCAAUUUCAAUUAUGGCUAUCAUGCAGUUCAAUUA